CAUGUGAGGAAACUGAGACAGCCAGACCGCACAGAUGACUAGCGUGUGAAGUCGAGUGAGGUAGGAAGUAGGAACUAGCCUAGGACUGGUAGCAUGGCACCGGUGGGGACUGAGGGCUGCCUCGGCGGCUGGCAGGGCAGAUGCUGGUGAGUCACGUGGGUGGACUGUCUUGCUGUCAGUGACAUAUUUGACAAGACAAGUUCAAGAGUAAAUUGUGUUGCAACCUCCUGUCACGAGGAUACAAACAGCCAUGCCACCACCACCACCACCAGUCUUCAGGCAACCGCACGAACAGUAUGCUCCCAGGCAUGAGCAUAGUUGAAUGGCUUCAGUUGAGGACCCGGGAGUGAUGCCACCACCAUUGACAUAUGGCCCCUGGCAAGAUUCCUGGCCAGAGGAAUAUUCUUCUUUUGGCUUUGAGGGGGAGCCAAGACAGCCACAAAGGGUCCAUGUAUUUACCCCCUCCCCAACACAAUCUCAUGGCAGUCAUGGCUUUUACCCACAGACUAUGUCACAAGAAGUGCCAAUUGAACAGGCUGAGCGGUCACACACUGGUCAUCAGUGGGACUAUCAAUCAACCAUGAGAACUCCACCAUCCUCAUCACUUGGGCAACCUCCACCAUCCUCAUCACUUGGGCGAGCUCCACCAUCCUCAUCAUUUGGGCGAGCUCCACCAUUCUCAUCACUUGGGCAAGCUCCACCAUCCUCAUCACUUGGGCGAGCUCCACUAUCCUCAUCACUUGGGCAAGCUCCACCAUCCUCAUCACUUGGGCGAGCUCCACCAUCCUCAUCACUUGGGCAAGUUCCACCAUCCUCAUCACUUGGGCGAGCUCCACCAUCUGCAGAUGGAAAUAUAGCAGAAACUACUCAAGCACCAUCAGAUGCAGCUGAACCUGCCCCACCAGAACCAGCAGAUGCAGGGGGCCCUGCACCUCAAGCACCAGCAGAUGCAGGUGACCCUGCCCCACAAGCAACUAGAAGCCCUGCUGCUCAAGAGCCUGUGGAUGCAUUGUAUUCUCCCCUGGGUGAGGAAUACAUUGCACUCCAGAGGAGGCUCAUAACAAGCACCAAGAGCAUACAAAGAGGCCAAGAGAGGUUCUUCAGGAGCCAAGAGAGGUUACACAAACGUAGCAUAGAGCUGCAGAGGGACAUGGCAGCAUCAUUAAGUGCAAGUGUUCAAAACCAGUCACAGAUGAUGUGAAUUCUGUCUGAUAUGCAGAUGGACAAUAGAUGGAGAGAACAAAAUCAACUCUUGGGUGUGUUGGUUGAGCAAUUUACACACCAGCAGGACACUACCUCCAGCCUAUCAUCUGUUGCCAGCACACCAGCAGAAACACCAGAAUCUGCUAGAACAAAGAGAACAAGGCAAUCCACUACAGGCACCUCAGCUCCCUCAUCCAAAAAGCCCAAGAAAAAUAAAUAAUUUUAUAGUUCACCAUAAA
Molecule: messenger RNA, 1442 nt
Organism: Bombina bombina (fire-bellied toad)
Lineage: Eukaryota; Metazoa; Chordata; Amphibia; Anura; Bombinatoridae
Exons: 2
Coding region: 323-1201 (292 amino acids)
Source: RefSeq, a predicted model, not a curated record